AGUGUGCGGAUCGCCGUACGGUCGACAUAGCUUUUGAUGGCCACGUGCGCAGGCAGCGCCGUUAGCGAGACGAACGCGGGGGCGACGAACUGGCAGCAAAGGGUGUUCGGCCGGCAGCUGGUGCGAUGCAGCCAGGCGGAGUCGGCCCUCUGCGACGUGGGGAAGGUGCUCGCGAACGAGGGAGGCGAGGCCGCCUGCGAGACGAUCGGUGUGUACUUCAGUUUCAUAAACCCGGGCGCGACGUGUGACGACUUCACCAGACAGCUGAGCGAGCUUUACGGUUCCGUAAACGCCGCUCCCAACGCCACCAAGAAGCGGUUCGAGGUCGUCCAUGUGGUCCUUUGGAGCAACGUGGCCGACGUCAUCGACUUCCAGGAGAGCUUCCAGGGGCACGUGGCCGAGCUUCCGUGGCUCGCGGUGCCCAACGACGACUACGAGAGGAAGACGCGGCUGACGAGGAGGUAUCGGAUCAAAGCGGGUGUCCCGACCCUGAUUUUGGUCGAGGGUCGCACGGGAUCAGUCGUGACUCGCGGAGGCGUCGAACGCGCCCUGGCAGACCCGACGGGCGCGAACUUUCCCUGGAGGCCACCGCAUCCCAAAGCCACCCUCGUCGACGGGCCACUCUUGCCGUGCGGAAGCCGAGACAACAAGGAGCCGAUGCUCCACGAGGAGCUCAGGCACUGCGUCAAGGGUGUGUACUUCAGUGCCCAUUGGUGUCCUCCGUGCAAAGCCUUCACCCCACAACUGGUCGAUACCUACCAGAGGAUUCGAGAACGGGGGCACAAUUUUGAAGUUAUUUUUGUCAGCUCUGAUCGGAGCGAAGAAUCUUACAACACGUACACAGAGACGAUGCCCUGGUUGAGGAUACCGUUUUCACAAGAAGAAAGACGGCGGAAACUCGCCCACGCUCUUGACGUCCAGGCGAUACCAACCCUCGUGAUUCUGGAUCAACGUGACAACAUUAUCACUUUGGAAGGUCGGGCCGAGCUGCUCGAAGAUCCGGAAGGUUUGAAUUUUCCGUGGGCGAGCCGACUAGUCAACAUUUUAACGGAAAAAUACGCGACGACUCUUCACGACGCUCCAGCAAUCAUCCUCUUCGUAGAGGGUGAUGACUGCGAAAUACAAUUCGGAGAGACUGUUUUGCUCCCGGCAGCGGAAGCCUACCGACGUGAUCAUCCGGAUUACGAUCCUACAUAUGACGACCUGGAUGAUCACCUUCAAUUCUUCAUAGCAUUAGACUUUCAGUGCGAAACUUCGGAUAUUCUGCGAGAGUUUGUUGGCCUGGAAGAUGCCGUGCCACUCUUGACCGCAGUUGACAUUCCCCGAGGCAUUUACGCAGUUAUGGAGGAUGGAGCAGAAAUCACAGUAGAUUCAGUACAGCAAUUCGUCGACGGUUUCUUGAACAAUAAACUACCAACAAACAAAAUCGCCGCCGUCCAUAAGUCCGUCGCAGGAUCAGACCAGAUUUCAACAUAAGUAAUAAUGACAAACAACAGCUGUAGAGAAUAAACUGGAAUCCUGACUUCGUCAACACUUUCCGCCAAUAAGGUGCCGGCCUACCUAAAUGAUUAUGCAAGAGU
Molecule: messenger RNA, 1580 nt
Organism: Diprion similis
Lineage: Eukaryota; Metazoa; Arthropoda; Insecta; Hymenoptera; Diprionidae
Product: nucleoredoxin-like
Exons: 7
Coding region: 37-1476 (479 amino acids)
Source: RefSeq, a predicted model, not a curated record